Lycium ferocissimum is the source of this 1436-nucleotide messenger RNA. Its product is annotated as general transcription and DNA repair factor IIH subunit TFB4. The transcript is spliced from 11 exons. The record is from RefSeq and is a predicted model, not a curated record. The coding region runs from base 74 to 952 and encodes 292 amino acids. Gene Ontology annotation, biological process: nucleotide-excision repair; regulation of DNA-templated transcription. Lineage: Eukaryota; Viridiplantae; Streptophyta; Magnoliopsida; Solanales; Solanaceae. Gene Ontology annotation, cellular component: transcription factor TFIIH holo complex; transcription factor TFIIH core complex.
UGUUCUCACUUCAUUUUAACACAAGGGGACGGCGGCGACACUCUCUAUAUUCCAGUAAGUUCCGGCGGCGGCUAUGACUCCGGUUUCAUCAAAGCUUUACGCAGAUGAUGUGAGCUUAUUGAUGGUUCUGAUUGAUACAAAUCCCUACUUCUGGAGCUUCAUGAAGAAUACUUCCUUCACAUUCUCUAAAUUUUUAUCUCAUGUUCUUGCUUUCUUGAAUUCGAUACUUUUACUGAAUCAGAUGAACCAAGUGGUUGUGAUUGCAACUGGGUACAACUCAUGUAACUACGUAUUCGAUUCGUCUACUGCUUCGAUGCAAAGGGCCGAAUGCUUGUUGGAGAAACUUGAGGAGUUUGUAGAUGAAGAUGAGUUGUUGAGUCAAGAAGACUCUGUUGAUGGAGUUGAAUUUUCACUGCUUUCUGGCUCACUUUCUAUGGCUUUGUGCUAUAUCCAACGGGUAUUUCGUUCAGGGCCUCUUCAUCCACAGCCUCGGAUAUUAUGUCUGCAUGGAUCUCCAGAUGGGCCCGGACAAUAUGUUGCAGUCAUGAAUUCAAUUUUCUCAGCUCAACGUUCAAUGGUGCCCAUUGAUUCAUGUGUAAUAGGAUCUCAGCAUUCUGCUUUUCUUCAGCAGGCUUCUUACAUCACUGGUGGUGUAUAUUUGAAACCCCAAGUAUCAGAUGGACUGUUUCAAUAUCUCUCUACAGUUUUUGCGACCGAUUUACAUUCUCGGGUUUUUUUGCAACUUCCCAGACCUGUGGGAGUUGACUUCCGUGCAUCGUGCUUUUGCCAUAAAAACACGAUUGACAUGGGUUACAUAUGCUCUGUUUGUUUAUCAAUAUUCUGCAAGCAUCACAAGAAAUGCUCAACAUGCGGAUCAAAUUUUGGAGAGGCACGAAAACAGGAUCCCUCAGCCUCGGAUCGAAGGAGAAAUACUCCAGAUUUGAACAGAUAAUCCUACAGCUCAGGUUGCUGCACAACUGUCUUUCAAGAGCUUCUUAUGAUAUAAGCUCCCAGUCCCAUAUAAUGUUAAAGAUGAGUGUAGGCCUUCACUGGGACUCUUAAUGAUGAGAGAGGUUGGAAGGAUGUAGAUUUGUAUUCGGGUCACUUUUGGAAAGAGGAAGGCCGACAAGGAGGACAAGUGGAAAGAGGAAGUUUCCUUGUUGCUGAACCUUUUCCAGUGUCAAGAAUCUCCUUUUCUAGGUGAAGGAAUACAUAGAAUGAUUCUAACGAGCUUGUCCGGAUUUAGUCUUUCAAUAUAAAAUGUUACUGUCCAAGUGAGAAGUUGGAGAUAGAAUUCCAAAACAAGUUAAAAGUUACAAAUAGCAAGUCAUAGUACCGAACAUCAUCCUUCAAAAUUUAGGUCCAUGGUUUCUACUAGUCCUUUGCAGGUGCAUAUAAUGAAAAUUUAAUGGAAUUCGGGACCAAUUUCCCCAGUA